Messenger RNA from Pimephales promelas (fathead minnow), 3579 nucleotides. It is a transcript of the gene mlxip, whose product is annotated as MLX interacting protein. The record is from RefSeq and is a predicted model, not a curated record. Gene Ontology annotation, molecular function: DNA-binding transcription factor activity, RNA polymerase II-specific; protein dimerization activity; RNA polymerase II cis-regulatory region sequence-specific DNA binding. Gene Ontology annotation, biological process: regulation of transcription by RNA polymerase II. NCBI's taxonomy places the organism in Eukaryota, Metazoa, Chordata, Actinopteri, Cypriniformes, Leuciscidae. Gene Ontology annotation, cellular component: nucleus.
AACGACCGUGUAGAGUUCAGUUCACCACCGAAUCCUUUCAAGAUACAAGUGAUAGCAUGUAUGCUAAUAUGCUAAUGUGUAGGGCGGGCGACAAAGUUUGGGCAUCUAAAUAGCUUCUACAACUAUAUAGCUAAAGCAAUACAGUAGCAAUGGACGAAAACCGUGACAUAAUGUGAAGUAUCGCCAGUGCAACAAUUCUAGAAAAAGUAUUUUAAUAUGGCUACUCGAGAUACACGCCAAUACCGGAGGGCUCCCAAGCAAGAGCAGGACGACGACUCUGACGCAGAGGAGUCGACUAUUUCCUUAAAGAAACCUGAUGGACGCGAGUCACAGAUCAUCCAUAGUGGUCAUUUUAUGGUGUCGUCUCCUCAUACCGAUCACCCCCCAAAGAAAGGUUACGAUUUCGACACUGUGAAUAAACAAACCUGCCAGACGUAUCAUUUCGGGAAGACUAGCACAUCGCAUCUCUCUAUUGAUGCCUCCCUGACGAAGCUCUUCGAGUGCAUGACCCUUGCAUACAGUGGAAGGUUGGUGUCACCAAAAUGGAAGAACUUCAAAGGCCUCAAGCUGCUGUGGAGGGACAAGAUUCGCCUCAACAAUGCUAUCUGGAGAGCCUGGUAUAUGCAAUAUGUAGAGAAGAGACAGAACCCUGUUUGCCAUUUUGUCACACCUUUGGAUGGCAAUAUGGAUUCGGGAGUACAUCGACCAACAGAGGCAAUAGCAACAGAAGGCAAGUACUGGAAAAGGAGAAUUGAAAUCGUCAUCAGGGAAUAUCAUAAAUGGAGAACAUAUUUUAAGAAAAGAUUACAGAAGCACAAGGAUGAAGACCUGUCCAGCCUUCUCAAGGGUGCGGAGGAACAGUUUUCGCUCUUUGGGGAAGUGUGGCCAGACACCUACCGUGUCCUCUUCUGCCAGGAUGAGGAUGUCAGUGUGGGAGGUCGUCGUAGGUCCCGCAAGAGUCGGGAUUCGCCCGUUCCAAUGGAGAUGGACUCCCUUUUUGACAUGGACGUGCUCAUGUCUGAAUUCUCAGACACACUCUUUUCCACCCUGGCCUCUCAUCAACCUGUAGCAUGGCCCAAUCCAAGGGAGAUUGCCCAUGCAGGCAAUGCCGAUAUGAUCCAGCCAGGCCUCAUCCCACUGCAGCCCAACCUGGACUUCAUGGACACUUUCGAGCCUCUGCAAGAUUUGUUUCACACCCUGCGUCCGCAAGCCUUCCCCUUCACUUCCCAAACUUCCCCACCAGUCACUCCCUUAACCAGCAGCAGCUCCCAAACACAGAAUCCCUUGCUGUCGUCCAUGCCGGAGCUUCCCUCUCUGCCACCGGACUACCGCCUCAUCCCGUCUGCUCCACUGCCCAGCCAUCUCGCAGUCGCCAACCAGGACAACGGUAAUGCCGCUGGCCCGUCCUACCAACAAGCCUACGUGCCUCUUUACACAGAGCAAGUGACUCCGUCCGUCCCAUCUCUCCUGCCACCACCAGCUCCACCUCUCCCGCCAGGAGGUGUUUCAACAGACACUACAGUCCCUCAGCCCGACACAAACAUCCCAUCUCCUUCUGUAAUAACACACUCCGCCCCUUCCACAGUAACUCCCACUGAUGCUGCCACUACCUUCAGUCGCAGGCCCAGCUUUGAGUCUCCAUCAACCUCUGCCUUACCAAACUCACAGUCGGUCAACUUCGCCUUGCCCAAAUCCAUUCCACCUUCUGUUCCUAGCAAAAAGGCCAGACACCCACAGAGACAGAUUGUCCCGGCCAAUCCACUGCCUUCUCAACUCAUACUCACAGGUCCCGCCCGUGCUGUCAUUGUUACCUCGUCCCCUCUCAACUCUGAUGUUGUCCCCACCACUGGUUUCAUUGCCUCCUCCAGUAUUCCUUGUGGUUCUGCUGGGUUUCAUAUUCUCCCUCAGACACAGAAGUCUCCCCAACUGAUCAUACCCAAAGAGGAAACUGCCACAAAUGUGUCCAGCAGCAGGACAUCUGUACAGUCUUCAAGUACAGCACACGACGGACGUGUUUCGGGUCAAGGGUCUCCAUUGGGAGCAGAACAGGUACCAAGCCCCCAGUCACCUCUUAACACCAGCGCAGGCAUGGGCAAAAAUGGAACCUGUAAGAGUCGCAGAGUGACUCACAUAUCUGCAGAGCAGAAGAGGCGAUUCACCAUAAAUGUCUGCUUCAAGACAUUGUGUAAUCUUGUGCCGACCCUCAAGUCUCAAUCAAAUAUCAGUAAUGCUGCAACACUUCAGAAAACAGUUGAUUACAUUGGCAAACUACAACUAGAGAGACAACAGAUGCAGGAAGAGACCAAGAGACUACGAGAGGAGAUUGAGGAGCUUAAUACAUCUAUAAGCUUGUGCCAGGAACAGCUCCCCGAUACAGGGGUUCCCGUUACACGACAUCGCUUUGACCACAUGAGGGAGAAGUUUGAGGACUAUGUGAAGAACAGAACUCUUCAGAACUGGAAAUUCUGGAUAUUUAGCGUCAUUAUUCAACCUCUGUUUGAGUCCUUCAAUGGGAUGGUGUCUACCACCAACAACACAGAGCUUUGUGAAUCCACCAUGCAGUGGCUGGAUCGUUACUGUGCCCUCCCUGUCCUCCGACCUAUGGUGCUCAAGACAUUACGACAGCUCUGUACCACCACCUCCAUCUUGACCGAUCCCGCACUGUUAUCCGAGGAAGCCAAAAAAGCUGUUCUCAACCCAAAAAAACAUUCCUCGUGAUCCUCAGUUUUAACCCUCUGACAUUGAAAAUGUGAUUUUUAAGAUUUUUUAUCCAGGCAUGUCAGUCUUCAGGAGCCUUGUGCCUGUGGUGAGAUCUUUGCUUUGUUGUUACUAAAAACUCUACGUACAUGGUCAGAUUUUUUGCUUCUCUUAUGUUCAGGAAUAUGCAAAUGGCCACUCAGUCCACUGAAUUCUUUUCUUUUUUAGCAUAAGCGAUUUAUUUUAAAAUGACAAACCAAAGUCAGUCUCUCUUGUUUACGUUCAUCAUCUUGAUAGCCAUACAGCUGGCAUGUCUCCGACUGCAUAGUUUUACUAGACCUGUUGCCUUGAGACUCAGGGUGUGUGUUUGUUUUUUCAUAUGUUUGGGUGUUUUCUGUAUUUGAUGCUGUUAUUCUGAUUAUUUAGUGUCCUUUUAUAAAUUUAACCUCUGUUCACCCCAAAAACCGCUACACCAUUGAACAAAUACCAGGAAUGAGACUUUUUAAGAGCAUGGACAGAUGCAUGGGCCUGCAAAACUAUAUGCCGAAAAUAACAAAUAUUUAUAUUCAUGUAAGUGUGAAGUGCGUUUGUUGUUUCUUAAGAUGAACAUUUAAAGGACUUUCGAUAGGCUGAUUAGUGUUUGUUUUUUUCUUUUGGGGAGGACGUCUUAAUGUCAGACACCUGAUUUCAGCAGUUCAUAUUAAACGGCCCACAGAUCUAAAAUGCAAGGUGUACCAUCUAUUAUUAAAGAAUGAACUUUUUUUUUCACUAUAUGUUCUGAAUGCUGAUUUGCUCAACACGUUUCUGCAUUUACUUGGUGAAAAAAAAUGAAGUAACUGUGGAAUGUUCCCAAUAAAAAUAUAUGAAUUUUGCAUUCAUUUA